This is a messenger RNA of Microsporum canis CBS 113480, 1589 nucleotides long. RefSeq lists its product as hypothetical. Bases 80 to 1546 code for a protein of 488 amino acids. The transcript has 2 exons. Lineage: Eukaryota; Fungi; Ascomycota; Eurotiomycetes; Onygenales; Arthrodermataceae. The record is from RefSeq and is a predicted model, not a curated record. Gene Ontology annotation, molecular function: hydrolase activity.
CCUUGAUCCUCCCUCUAUAUCGAGCUAUCGUGCACACGACCUGAACAGUUCAAUUAGUAUAUACAGACCAACCGCCGUCAUGGCGAACGUGAACCUGAAGCUGAUCCAGCAGUAUCUGGUGCGGAUUCCGCUCGUGCUGGUUACUGCGAUCCGAAGGCUGCUGCAGCUCUCGCCGGUGCAGGACAGAGUGAGCGUCACGAUGGAGCUGCUGGUCACCUUCGUGCGCUCGUUUCUCACGCUCGAGGACUCCGUCUCGAAGAUGGCCGAAGUCAGGCUGACGGACUCGAGGGCAAAGGGCUAUAUGUGGAUAUCGAACGUGACGGUGCCCAAGCCGGAGGACGACGUGCUGGAGGCGUUGAUAAAGGCGAUAAAACACCACAACGAAGGACCGGAAACGUUUGAUGUGCCUGAUGUGCGAGCUGUAGAGGCCGAAUGGACGGGAUACAGGAAGGGCGCCAGUGAAGAUACGCCGAUUCCAGAUAUCUCAGAGGCAGACAAGUACGAGCGACUGAUGGAAGACGUGGACGAAGACAUGACCAUCUUCUACGCCCACGGUGGCGCAUACCAUAUGAUGGACCCUUGCACUCAUCGCCCUACGACGACUGCUCUGGCGCGGUUCAGCCGUUCUCGUUGUUUCUCGAUACGCUAUAGAUUGUGCCCUGAGCAUCCCUUCCCAGCCGGUCUUCUGGAUGCGCUGGUUGCAUACCUGUCUCUUCUCUCCCCCGCCGAGGGUUCCCUCUACGAAGCUGUGCCGGCCAAAAAGAUAGUCUUCGCCGGAGAUUCUGCUGGCGGUGGUCUCUGCCUAGGCCUACUCCAGAUCCUCCUGACGCUACGAGAGAUAAUUCCGUCCAAGACAAUUCGUUUCCAUGGAAAAGACGUCCCUCUAGAUCUCCCCGCCGGUAUCUCCAUGACCAGUCCAUGGUGCGACGUCACCCGCUCGCUGCCGUCUACCUUUGAGAACGCAAAGUACGACUAUGUCCCGCCUCCACCACAGAAGCCAGGAACCAUCUAUACCCCUCUACCGUUUCCUCCAGACCAUCUGUGGCCUACUGUACCGCCGCGGGUGGACUUGUACUCGAAUGCGAACAUGAUGGCGCAUCCGUUAACCUCUCCGGCCGCCAGUCCAAAGGGGAUAUGGAAGGGUGCCCCGCCAAUGUUUAUCGCGGUGGGUGAGGAGCUCUUGCAAGAUGACAGCAUUUACAUGGCAAGAAAGGCUCAUCGAGAUGGCGUGAAUGUCGUCCUACAACGGUACGAAGGGAUGCCGCAUUGUUUUGCCCUUCUAGCCCCCACUAUUCACCAAUCUCAGCGCUGCCUCAAAGACUGGGCUACCUUCUGUGUCGAUGUGGUACAUGGCCGUGUCAAGGGAUACGGGGAAGCUCAGUUCAUCAGCCACGAAAUGACAAAGACUGAGAUCCGCCGCAUUGACGAUAUCGGUACUCUAACCGACAGCGAAGUCGAAAGGCUGAUCAAGGUCGGUAGAGACUGGCGCGUUGAUGGAGAGAUGGUUCUGCAGAGGGCGUGGAAGGAGAAGGAACUGGAUUCCUGAGUAUUCUGUUUCAUACUCCAAACUGUGCAGGCGCUGGGUUCUA